AUGGACAGCGAUGACGAGUUCCUCGACGAUGGCCUGGACUUUGAUGCCAUCCCCACAGGGACACUGCUUCAACUCGAGCAAAGCGCCUGGCAAGCUACUCAAGCACCGCAGCACGACGAACGCAGUCAACAACCCGGUCUUCAGACGGACAGAAACCAAUUGAAUUAUGAGUCGCAAUACAAUGCUCCGCAGCGUCGCCAGUCGGGCUUCUAUGGCAAUGUAGAGGUUAUUGAUUUAGACGCCGAUCUUCUGGGCAACGAUGAACCCUUGGAAGACGUCGUCAAAUCGAACCCGCCAAUCGCCCAGAAUGUCCUGCACGGUCACGCCGCAAGUCAGAGACAAUAUACACCAGUUCAGACACAAAAUAUCCAGUCCGUUCAGGACAGCCAUGAUCGUGAAAUAGGGGCGAAGAUUGAAGAGUUUUCACGCCAAUAUGAUGCGAUCAAUGAACAAUUGGCAUCGGCGAGAGAAGACGUGACGAAGAAAACCGGCGAAGUAGCCAUUCUAAGAGCGAAUCUCACCAAACAAGCCCAAGAGUUCGAGCGCACGAUUGCUUCCCUCAGAGCACAAUUGACGGAACUUACAACAAAGAACAAAGGUGUUGAGCAAGCUGCUAUCAACGAUCGGCAGAAACUUGAAACAGAGAAUCUAUUCCUAAGAGAAGAGCUACGCGACGAAGCACUGCGAGUAAACAACCUUCGCGCCAAAAAAAGAGCGGAAGCCCCUCAAACGCCCAGAAAACAGAGAACACUACCCUUUCGCGAUGGCUUCGAUGACGAUGAAAUCGGGGUCGGAUCACCCACCAAGUCCUCCGGUGGACGAUCGAAACGAGGCACACCGAGUGUAUCUGGAAAGCGAAAGCGCAAAGUUAGCGAUGCCCCGAUACCUAUGGCGCCUUUGCAAUUAAGCCAAGGAAUUGGGGCUAUGGAAGCGGAAACACUGGCUUUAGAUUCUAUGGACACUACAACCGAGGAGAGAGGCCAUAUUUCAGAAGGGUUUGAAGAAGGGUUUUACAUGACACAGAUCCUGAAUCACAGAAACUAUCCCAAUGCGGAAAGUGAUUUGGAAGUUAUGGCUGGRCUAGCAUUUCCAUCCGAGCCUGACAGAAAGAUUUCUUCUAUCGUGUUGGAGACAAUGAGCGGAGUGACAUCCAACUACCCUGUGAAAUAUGCACAUUGCCUGAUACAGCUGUGGGAUCGUGCUCUUGUUGAAAAGUUCUACAAAGUUGUUCCUUCGUUCAUGGAUUCAAUCAAGUUCAUUCUUCUGCUCGAUUUGUACUCGAUCAGUCCGCAAUUAACAACCGAACUGGCCGGCAUCCUCCAGGCCUCGAUUUAUGUCAAUGCGGCCACUCGCUUUGAACACUCUGCGGUAUCCUCAAAAGUCAAGGGCGAAAGUCGAAGAACUCCACGAACAGUGUUACAUGCAGAUGUCGACUCGACUUUUGCAUUAGAAAUCAUGUAUUUACUAGCGCUAGCUUGUCGACAAGAUGACGAAUCUCACGAACAUUUAUGGCGCAACAUACACUUUGAUAUAUUAUUAAUGACUUUGAACGACCACCAGCCUUUGCAGGACAUUGUUCUAUCUCUGAAGAUACUAUCGACCAGUCUGCGACAAAACUCCUUUGGAACUAUUCAACCCUCCGAGGCAGAACAGCGACAAGUCGAAUACCACUUCAUCGAGCGCGUCACGUGUCUUCUCUUCCAGCGCAUUGAGCCCGACGAAGGCGAAGAGGACUAUCUUCCUCUACAGAUCUGUCAGAUGCGACUCGAAGCUCUCACCUUUCUGGAAAUGAUCACAUUUUAUAGUUUCGAAAUGACGACAGACGCAAGUAAAACCGCCAUCAUCUCCUACCCAUUAGUCCUCCCACGCCUCUUUCGAACAUUAUACGACGAAAUGGAUCGUCUUUACACGCUGUGUCCAGAGCACAGUAUCCGAACAGCUCUCAUCAACCGAUUGACGCACUUGAUAUACAGACUUAUCCGAAGCGGCGGUGGCAAGAACCUCCACGAAGGAUUGUCGCGGUUGAGUGGCGCAAAGCAGAAGCAUCGACUUGUCCUGUCGCGAUUAGCAUUUAGCGAGGGUCAGUAUUUGGAGUCUGGUAUUACGGAAGAGACGAUGGAGAUGGCGCGGCAGUUGCUGGAGGAGGAAGAUAUGAGUCCUGAGGAGGCUGAGGCGCUGUUUGAUGCAUUUCCAACGGGCGGGCGUUUAAGUGGCAGGGAGGGUACACAGGUUGAGCAGUGGCAUAUACGUAGUUAG
This is a messenger RNA of Talaromyces amestolkiae, 2256 nucleotides long. RefSeq lists its product as uncharacterized. Lineage: Eukaryota; Fungi; Ascomycota; Eurotiomycetes; Eurotiales; Trichocomaceae. Bases 1 to 2256 code for a protein of 751 amino acids. The record is from RefSeq and is a predicted model, not a curated record. The transcript has 2 exons.